AUCCCAUGAUGCACCGCGCCUUCAACGGCUUCAGUCAUUCAAGCGGCUUUGGCUUAGCUCUGGUGUUCAGGAGAGCGUCUGUUCUGUUAGGCCAUCUGGGUUCGGGUAACCUGUGUCCUGAACCGGACCGGUCCCUGAACGGGGGUCUUUACUCUCUCGUUUCGAGCUGAACUUCCCCGUCCAUGCUUCAGGAAUCACCGGCCGUUGACGGGAAGCGAGCGUUUGGGCGGCAGAAGCGGUGCUGUCAGCGAUAGAACAGCAGAAAGCGUUAAAUACACAGACAUAACACGACCUGAAAGAGAACGGUGGGAAUUUAAGCAUACUUUAAAAGCAAUUUGAUGGAUUUAGAGUCCGGGAGAAACGAACUGGGAGCCAUGGGAGAGUCGCUGCAGCCGCAGACCCCCAGUCGCCACGAGAAAAGUCUGGGACUGCUCACGACUAAAUUUGUGACUCUGCUGCAGGAAGCGAAGGACGGAGUGCUGGAUCUCAAAGCUGCUGCAGAUACUUUGGCUGUAAGGCAGAAACGGCGCAUCUAUGAUAUCACCAAUGUUUUGGAAGGCAUCGGACUCAUCGAGAAGAAAUCCAAGAACAGCAUCCAGUGGAAGGGGGUUGGCCCGGGUUGCAACACGCGUGAAAUUGCAGACAAGCUGAUAGACCUCAAGUUGGAAUUGGAGGAUCUUGACAGGAGGGAACAUGAACUGGACCAGCAGAGAGUUUGGGUUCAGCAGAGCAUCAAGAACGUGACGGACGACUCGCUAAAUAGCCCUCUGGCAUUUGUAACGCAUCAAGACCUCUGCAACUGCUUCAAAGGUGACACUCUUCUAGCAAUCAAAGCUCCUUCAGGAACACAGCUGGAGGUUCCUGUGCCUGAAUCUCAUGUUAAUGGACAAAAGAAGUACCAGAUUCACCUGAAGAGCUCUGCAGGCCCCAUCGAGGUCCUGCUGGUGAAUAAGGACCCCUCUAGUUCUUCUCCAGUGGUGCUGCCUGUGCCCCCGCCUGAUGACAUGCUUCAGAGCCUGUCCAUCCCAUCUUCAACUACCUCUGCUGCUGCUGCCGCCCCAACCAAACCAGCAGCCAACAGUACGCCAUCCUCCACCUCCAACUGCCAGAGUCCCAGCUCCAUCACCACUGUCGUCACCGCCGUCCCUCCCAAAACAACCACUGCCUCUGCUGCUGGGGCAGCUACAGACAUUUCAAGCACCUCCACUUCAGAUGCAACAGCCAAUCCGACGUCAACAGACACGCAGCAGCUUCAGUCUUCUGCGUCAUUGGACAGCAGCUCUUCACUUCCUGAUUCCUCAACCAUUUUUGAACCAAUCAAAACAGACCCUUCAGAUUUGCUGGAUCUCCCCAAAGAACUCUCCGAAAUGUUUGACCCUAAAGAAAUGAUGAGUACAGAUUUGCUUGAGGAGCUGAUGUCAUCAGAAGUUUUCUCUCCGCUCCUCCGUCUGUCCCCGCCUCCGGGUGACCAUGACUACAUCUAUAACCUGGAUGAGACGGAGGGCCUUUGUGACCUCUUUGACGUUCCCAUUGCCAACCUUUGACCUCCAAACACACCGUACAAUGAGAGUAGUGUACUUAAAAGAACUUUCUUUUUUAUGAACCUUUUUGAAAGGAGAAAAAAAAGAAAGUGUGGCUCUGUGUCAGAUCCAUAUGUAUGAUAAGCUGAUUCUGUGUAUAUAACGCUUCUUUUAUACAUGUAUAUUUACGACUUCCCCUGCUAAAUUCAACUGAUGAAUCUGAUGAUGACAUCAGAUAUCCAUACCAACCAUUUGUGUUCAUUAGUCCCAAACAAAUUGUUUUUUAAAUACUUUUAUAUAGACAUUGAGGGAAUCCCAUGACUAAAUUCACCAGCAGAGGUUAAUGGUUCUUAUUAAAUGGUCUUCCUCUUCUAAAGUAGCACCUUCCCCUCCCUCUCGUUCAGCAUAUUUACUGAUCUGGACACAACUAUUAUAUAGAUUGAUAAUGAAACGGUGUAUUACUUGUGUGAUUAUGCUUUUUAAGAAAGCAUGCCUCUGCAUACAUUUUGAAGCGAUUCUGCCAGUAUGUUCUCAUCUUGCAGCUCUCAGAAACACAGUGCGGAAGUAAUUAGAAACUCAUAACGUAGUGGGGAAGCUUGCAUUGCAGUAUAGCGUGUAAAGUGUGGAAUUGAUACAGUUUGGUGCUACAUGGUGAAAUCUAUUUAU
Molecule: messenger RNA, 2186 nt
Organism: Carassius carassius (crucian carp)
Lineage: Eukaryota; Metazoa; Chordata; Actinopteri; Cypriniformes; Cyprinidae
Product: transcription factor E2F4-like
Exons: 10
Coding region: 339-1544 (401 amino acids)
Biological process (GO): regulation of transcription by RNA polymerase II
Cellular component (GO): RNA polymerase II transcription regulator complex
Molecular function (GO): DNA-binding transcription factor activity, RNA polymerase II-specific; protein dimerization activity; RNA polymerase II cis-regulatory region sequence-specific DNA binding
Source: RefSeq, a predicted model, not a curated record